AUGAAGGACUCGAGCUCGUCGGCGCCUGCCGGGCGGGCCAUGUACGCGACGCUCGCCGCCUGCAUCGUCGGGAUCGUCCUCUACUGCUCCUUAGCUUUGCCGAGUUACGGCGUCCCCUCGUUCGAGCUGCCGGCUUGGACGUCCAAGAUCACUUCCGACCCGGGCCUGCUCUUUCGCUCUUCCCCGUCCUCGAGCGGCUCGCUCGAGCUCCUCGCCUCGACCAGUUGCGCCGCCUCGCCGACCUUGCUCGCCGAGUACGGGCAGCACAAUCUGCGCAUGGCGCAAGUCCACGUCGGUUCCGGCUACCGCGUUCAGAAGGUGCUGCAGAAGGCGGCGCGAGGCGAGCGCGUGCGCGUCGGCGUCCUCGGCGGGAGCGUCUCGCUCGGCCACGGUACCGACCCUAAAACCGGGCACCGCAACAAGUACGGCGCCGUGCCGCACGAGGCGCAGUGGCACCAGCUCGUCCUCGCGCACCUCGAGCAGACGUUCCCGCAGGCCGACAUCGAUGGAGAAGACCUCGACCUCAUCGCCGUCGAGAUGGCGGUCAACGACGAGUUCUCGAACGGCAUGGACUCGGUCGAGAACCUGCUGCGGUCGCUCCUCAACCUCGACAGCGAGCCGGCUGUCCUGUUCGUCGACUUCUUCGCGCUCCAGAGCGGUUCGGCGCAAAAGACGAUCCUGUCGGGCCAAGACGUGCAGAACUCGCUGGCGAGCUGGUACGACGUUCCUCAGAUCUCGGCUCGCCCAGCUCUUCUGCAAGCCAUGAUCCGCGACCCUGCACUCGCCGAGCCGCUGUUCCUCGGAGAUUUGCGGCACGGAACGCAGGUCGUCCACCGGUUCGUCGGCAACAUGGUCGUCGGCUACCUGCAGGAGGAGCAGUGUCGAGCCGAGCGCUUGGGGCUCGAAGAGCACGACGACGGGCGCGACGAGGACGUGGCUAAAGCGUGGCUCGGGCGAGACGGUCUUGGGAAGGUCCCGUCGGUCAAGCUCAACGAGGGCUGGGAUACCAAGAUCGAGCAUCCGACCAAGCCGCCGACUUGCGGCGUCGCCGGCGCCGGGCUCGAGCCUGUCGAGCCGUCGCCCGACUGGCAGCUGUUCAACUGGAAGUACUCGAAAUACUUCUGGGAGACGACCGUCCCCUCCUCGAGCACCAUCGCCUUUGCCGCCGUCGUGCGCGAGGGAGCUCAAGGCCUCCUCGCCGUCUCCUACCUUCGCUCUCGCCAGUACGACCUCGGCAAGGCGCGAUGCUCGGUCGAGGGGCAGGAGGUGACACUCGAUGGCAGCUGGCAGCGGAGCACGUCGGUCGCGCAGACGGCCAUCGUCGCUCGCGGUCUCGCGCCCGGUCGGCACGAGGUUCGCUGUCGGACGCUUCCUCGAGCGAAGGAGGGUGGUGGGACUGCUUUCCGUUUGAUGGGCGUCAUGACCUUGUAG
Messenger RNA from Rhodotorula graminis WP1, 1431 nucleotides. RefSeq lists its product as uncharacterized. Lineage: Eukaryota; Fungi; Basidiomycota; Microbotryomycetes; Sporidiobolales; Sporidiobolaceae. The record is from RefSeq and is a predicted model, not a curated record. Bases 1 to 1431 code for a protein of 476 amino acids. The transcript has 8 exons.